Racocetra fulgida is the source of this 259-nucleotide messenger RNA. The record is from the annotation of a GenBank genome assembly. Lineage: Eukaryota; Fungi; Glomeromycota; Glomeromycetes; Diversisporales; Gigasporaceae.
AAAUUCAAUCAAAUAUGAAUAAAUCAGAUAUUUUUAAUGAAUCAAAUAUUCAUGAGUCUGUCAUUAUUGAUGUUUAUGUGAAUUCAUUAACUUGGGUAAUGGUAAAAUUUUCACAAAAAAACUUAAAUUUAAAAACUCGGCAAGAAAAUCUAGCGACAGUAAUAUGCAAGUGGAAAGACAAUGGUGAUCAAAUGAAGAAAAAAAUUAAAAAACCAGGUGUUAAAAAAUUUAAGAAAUUACGAGAUCAUGAAGGAAAUAG